AUGGCGAGCCAUAGUGCCACCAGUGUCCCGACGUGGGUUGCGGUGUGUGGGAAUUUGGCUCCAGCAGCCGCCAUUGUUGUUUUCCUGGCGCCCUGGCCGACCAUUGCCAACAUUCGUCGGGAUCGGACCGUGGGCACGCUGCCGCUCCUGCCGUAUUCUUCCAUGAUUGCGUCAGCCUUUCUCUGGGUUGUCUACGGACUCUUAAAGAACGAAUCCAAGAUAUGGUCUUCCAACGGCGUGGGACUCGUGCUCGGUUUGUACUACUUUGGGAAUUUUGUCAAGCACGCGCCCAAAGCCGCGCCUACACUGCCGGGUUCCGUCAAGCAGCACUUGCAAGCCAUGGGAACCGUUAUCUUGGGCACGCUGAUGCUUGCAUUGUCGCCCAUGCAAUCCCCCGUCAAUAUCAUCGGUACCCUGGGAGUCAUAUUCUGUGUCGCCAUGUUUGCGAGUCCGUUGGCCGCCCUCAAGACUGUGCUGGAAACCAAGUCGGCGCAGUCCAUUCCGUUGCCCUUUACGUUGGCAUCCACCGCUAACUGUCUGCUCUGGAGCAUUACCGGGAUCUUUGAUAUGAAAGAUCCCAACGUCAUUGUUCCGAAUUUGUUGGGAUUGGUCUUUUCUCUCGCACAGGUCGUCCUCAAGAUAGUCUAUGGUGACGGACCCAAAGGCAAGCUGGAACCCUUGCCGCUCUGA
Molecule: messenger RNA, 690 nt
Organism: Phaeodactylum tricornutum CCAP 1055/1
Lineage: Eukaryota; Bacillariophyta; Bacillariophyceae; Surirellales; Neidiaceae
Exons: 1
Coding region: 1-690 (229 amino acids)
Biological process (GO): carbohydrate transport
Cellular component (GO): membrane
Molecular function (GO): sugar transmembrane transporter activity
Source: RefSeq, a predicted model, not a curated record